Molecule: messenger RNA, 4193 nt
Organism: Chrysemys picta bellii (western painted turtle)
Lineage: Eukaryota; Metazoa; Chordata; Testudines; Emydidae
Gene: HGS
Product: hepatocyte growth factor-regulated tyrosine kinase substrate
Biological process (GO): endocytic recycling; receptor internalization
Cellular component (GO): early endosome
Molecular function (GO): metal ion binding; ubiquitin binding; phosphatidylinositol binding
Source: RefSeq, a predicted model, not a curated record
AGAUGAGAUGGAAAGUUUAAAAUGUAUAAAGAAAUCCCUUUACUCUGAGUGCGUAACUAAUCUAUGGGACAAGCUGCUGUAGGAUGUCGAUGUCAAGCCAAUAGCCGAGCAAGAUUUAGAACUAAGCUUAGAUGCUGGUAUGAAUGAGAACAACAAGUUCAGUGACACCGGUGGGAUGAUGCUUACAUGGGCUCUUGAUUCUCACGUUCCGGGGCACAAGCGCCUCUCCAGCUGGGGUGGAGACAGGAAGAUGUUCUCCUCCCCAUCUCCAAGGCACACAGUGGGACAGGAGUACACAGCUGAGUUCAGUAAAGGGAUUUUACUCCUUCCUCUGUAGCAUCUACCACUGGCUGCUAUCCAAGGCAGGUGCCUGGCCAUGUCGAGCAGCUCCUGUCUGAGUGUUGCUAAUUCUGUCAAGGGGUCUCUUCUCCUACUGUCCUCUUCCGGGGAAGACUCUGGCCUAGUUCAGCUUGCUCUGGCCUGACCUAGUACCUGCUGCCUUGAGCCUGGCUUCUCUUGAUUUACAAUGGCAGCCACUAAGUCAGGUGGCAGGGGCUGGUUUUCGGGCAGCCCUGGUAUCCUAGAGUUCAGUGCGGCUUGAGCAUACUGUCUAUGCUGGGGCGGGAGGGCGUGUGCUUAUACGCUUGGGGUUCCCCAGACCUGUGCAAACGAGGGGCUCUGAGUCGGUCCAUUUGAGCCCUGGGGCAGCCUCUCCUCAAGGGUGCUUUCUGUCUGGCCAGGCACUCAUUGUGUACCCUGGGCUCCGUGGGUUGCUAAUGUAAAACAUCUGUUAUGUCACAGUCACUGCCGCUCUAGUGGCUGACACCAUACUGAAUGUAGGCUCAUGGACCGCUCAGAGGGGCUUUGGGGUAGGUAUUGAGCUUCCCAAAUAUAGGAUCAGAUCAACAGUCUCUGAUUCUGCUCAGGUUCUUAUGUGAGCUGUGCUCAGAGCUCCCUAAAUGACCGAGGUGCAUUCUUGCUCAUUUCUUUAGAGACUUUCACUCUUCUGAAUCCCUGACUGCUGCUGAAGUAAUUUGGGUGGCCCCUUGGCUGUGGGGGUUCUGUCGUCACUCUCUUUGUGGUGCAGGCUCCUCUCAGGUCUGUCUGAGUUUGGAGCUGCAGAUGUCUCUACAAACCUGUACUGAGCUCGCCCUCAAUUGAAUGUGAAGCUUGAGAGUGCUUGGAAUCUGUGUCUCUGCUUGCUGAGGGAAUUUCCAGAGCAGCCAGUCAUGUGAUUUGGUGAUGACAUGAUCAGCUGAUGGCAGGGCCCUCUUGGAAGCUGGUUCAGACUGAAACAGGCUGUGCGGAGCUGCUUGCAGCUUCCGGAGCUGCUCAAGCCCUCCUGCCUGUUGAAGGUCAGGAAUUCCUCCUGUUGCCUGGGAGACAAGUGGAAGUGAACGUUCGCAAUAAGAUCUUGUACCUGAUCCAGGCCUGGGCUCACGCCUUCCGCAACGAGCCCAAGUACAAGGUGGUGCAGGACACCUACCAGAUCAUGAAGGUGGAAGGUCAUGUGUUCCCAGAAUUCAAGGAGAGCGAUGCCAUGUUUGCUGCAGAAAGGGCUCCUGACUGGGUGGAUGCUGAAGAGUGUCACCGAUGUCGAGUGCAGUUUGGGGUCGUGACCCGCAAGCAUCACUGCCGGGCCUGUGGGCAGAUCUUCUGUGGAAAGUGCUCCUCCAAGUACUCCACCAUCCCCAAGUUUGGCAUUGAGAAGGAGGUGCGGGUGUGUGAGCCCUGCUAUGAGCACCUCAACAAGAAAGCUGAGGGCAAAACUGCUGCCACCACUGAGCUGCCACCCGAGUACCUGACCAGCCCCCUUUCUCAGCAGUCCCAGCUGCCCCCGAAGCGUGAUGAGACGGCCCUCCAGGAGGAGGAGGAGCUCCAGCUGGCCAUCGCCCUCUCGCAGUCGGAGGCCGAGGAGAAGGAGAGGAUGAGACAGAAAACGACCUACUCCGUGUACCCGAAGGCUGAGCCCACGCCUGUCACCUCGUCCGCACCUCCAGUCAGCACCCUCUACUCCUCCCCUGUGAACUCCUCUGCUCCGCUGGCUGAGGACAUCGACCCCGAGCUGGCUCGGUACCUGAACCGUAACUACUGGGAGAAGAAGCAGGAGGAGGUUCGCAAGAGCCCCACUCCGUCUGCUCCACUGUCGCUCUCCGAGCCAGCUGCCCAGCCUGGGGAAGCUCAUCCCAUCCCUCUCGGUGUCGUGGAGCAGCAGUACCAGAAUGGGGAGUCCGAGGAGAACCACGAGCAGUUCCUGAAGGCUCUGCAGAAUGCCGUCACCACCUUCGUCAACCGUAUGAAGAGCAACCACAUGCGGGGCCGCAGCAUCACCAACGACUCAGCCGUGCUCUCCCUCUUCCAGUCCAUCAACAACAUGCAUCCCCAGCUGCUGGAGUUGCUCAACCAGCUGGAUGAGCGCAGGCUGUACUAUGAGGGCCUGCAGGACAAGCUGGCGCAGAUCCGGGAUGCUCGCGGGGCCCUGAAUGCUCUGCGGGACGAGCACCGCGAGAAGCUGCGCCGGGCGGCCGAGGAGGCAGAGCGCCAGCGCCAAAUCCAGUUGGCACAGAAGUUGGAGAUCAUGAGACAGAAGAAGCAGGAGUACCUGGAGAUGCAGCGGCAGUUGGCCAUCCAGCGGCUGCAGGAGCAGGAAAAGGAGAGGCAGAUGCGCCUGGAGCAGCAAAAGCAGACCAUCCAGAUGAGAGCCCAGAUGCCAGCUUUCUCUCUGCCCUAUGCCCAGCUCCAGGCCAUGCCAGCAGCAGGAGGGGUGAUCUACCAGCCAUCCGGUCCCACCAGCUUCCCAGGCACCUUCAGCCCCGCAGGCUCGGUGGAGGGCUCUCCCAUGCACAGUGUGUACAUGAACCAGCCAGCUCCCGGCAGCACUGGCCCCUACGCACCGAUGCCUGUUGCAGGGGCAGAUCCCAACAUGGUGAAUGCCUACGUGUACCAGGCAGGAGCAGGAGGCGGGCAGGCAGCGCCGCAAGGGCAGGUGGUUCCCACCACCAACCCAGCCUACUCCUCGUAUCAGCCGACUCCGACGCAGGGCUACCAGAACGCCGGCUCCCAGUCACAGAGCAUCCCUGCCAUCUCGCAGGCCCCCCAGUCUGGCACCAUGGGCUACAUGGGGAGCCAGUCUGUCUCCAUGGGGUACCAGCCCUACAACAUGCAGGGCCUCAUGUCGACCCUUCCUGGGCAGGAGCCGGCUCUGAGCAGCCUGCCACCCCAGCAGACUUACCUCUCGGGACAGCAGCCCAUGUAUCAGCAGAUGCCCCCCCCUGCAGGGCCCCCCCAGCAGCAGCAGCCUCAGCAGGCCCCGUCGCAGGUACAGCAGGCCCAGGGCAGUGGCGAGGCCCAGCUCAUCUCAUUCGACUGAUCUCGGCGAGGGGGGCUGCCCAGUGUAACACUAUUGUCUGCAGGAGUCACUUAUGUACUUAACUAGCCAUUUCUGUCUCUUCCCCACCCCCUUCCCUGUGGAACGGCCCUGCUCAAGGUGGGGUGGGACCCUGGGGCCCCACCAGCUGGCAUGCACCCUCCUGGCCUGGCAGGGACCUCCCUGCUGCUCUGGCUCCCUGAGGCUUUUUCCCUGCCCUGUCCUCACCUGGCUGAAAUGUGUCAUGGUUGCUGGAAGUUGUGAACCUCCCCACCCCCACCAACAGGUGAAGAACGAGUGGGCGCUUGGCCCUUCAGGAAGAGACUUCCGCAAGGCAGAGGCUGCAGCCUGGCUGCUGGGCUUCCCCCCAGGGCUGUGUGGGCAGGAUGGUGACUGAGAGUCAGCCCUGAGAAGAGCUCCAGGAACGUGAGCACUAAUGGCACAGGCCAGGGACUCCCUUCCCUGCUCUGCAGCAGGCGAGAGACUUAAACAUGCCCUAAGCUUGCUGCUGUCCUGACCCUAGAACAAAUGGGGCAAGGAGCUCUGAGCAGAGCUGCCCCUGUGCACAGAGCACAGCCUCUGUCACUAUCCCUCUCUGCAGCGUGCACCAUGGCUGGCUCUUCUGCCCCAGGAGGAGCUGAGCCCCUCACCACAACCCUGAUCCCGUGUCCCUCCAUGGGAGCCUGGCCCUGCCGCAUGCCCUAUGCCCAUAUCCUCCACCCCUCCUUGGGAGCCUGGGCCCUCCCUGCUUUCUGAACACUCAUCUCUCAUACGUAGUGGUGGAGUAGCCGGAAUGGAAACAGUGACAAUAAAAUGUAUUUAAAGA